UGGUUGUGCUCAAGAUUGUGUUUAUAUUUUGAAUGUCUAUUGAAAGAUGUCGCUCUGAUCUUCUGAUUCUUUAGAGCUCUUCAAACGAGAAGUCUCAAUUUUAGAUUUUCCAAAAGAUUUUCAUUCAUCGGGACUUUUCUGUAUUUGCAGACGAUUAUAUGAUUGGCCGUAACGAUAUUUAUUGUUGCUUUUGAUAUUGACACUUUGGAUAUUAAUCUUGGACUUCCAAAACAUUAUGAUGGGAAGCCUCAGUAUUUCACAGAUCUUUCACUGCAAGAAGAUCAGGCGUUCCUGCAGAUUAGAAAGCAAAGAAAAAGCAGAAACCUUUGAGAAAAGAAUAAAGGAUGGACCUCUUGGUUACUUUGAAAUUCUCCCCCUUGAGUUGAAAUUUCACCUGCUCAGCUACAUUCCAGUUGAAGAUCUAAGUAUGUUGACAAUCUCCUCAAAAAAUAUGCGUAACCUGAUAGAGGUUUAUAGACUGACCAACAAUGCCAAGAGGCACCUGAUGUCCAAACCUCUCACACACACUGUCAUGUCCAUUAGGGACCAGAUCACAUAUGUUGAACAGUUCAAAAAACUGGGGCUAUUAAUGAAAAGAUCAACCUGUCUGUAUACAACUAAAGAUAGACUGAGAAUUGUGGAAAGAUUCCUUUCGAAGUAUCUGUGUGGCAAUGCAGACAAGUGUACAGAUCCCACUCACUGUAUUGCCUUGGUGUGUUUUGGCAAGUUCCUGCAUACGGUGCUCAAUGGAUGGGAUGAUAUGGAGCUCAUUAGAACAUUUGAGACGAUGAGCAUCAACUCAUAUAUGUGGAAAAAUUUAGGGAUUAUUGUCAAUAGCAAACCAGGUUCCAACCCUAAGCAUGAGUACCAUGCCAGAUUAUUCUACAGGAGGGUGUUCCUGGACCAAGUGGAAAAGGUACAAGACAGGAUAUUCUGGAUAACUCGCAUAUUAAAGCCAUGGCCCAUGGUGCAUCAGGCUAGACUCCUAUUUCUCCUGUAUGGACCAGUUUCAGCAGAGGAGAUUCAAUGGUAUGAUGUUUGUGAGAACUGUCCAGCAAAUAGACACCAAGCCAAGUUGUGCUUUGGAGAUAUUGCUGACAUACUGCGUCUUCUCCACACUCAAGGCAAGGAGUGGUCAGAAGAUGACAUCAUCAGUGUCCUUGAUGAGAUCACAAGCUCACCAGAUGAUUGGUUAGCAGAGAAUGUUGCUCAUCUACUGUUCCAGUGUGGUGACCAACUGACACUGAAAGUGAUGGGAAGUAAAGCUGUGAAUGGCAGGCUAGCUGAGUUGGCUAGUAUCAUUACAUCUUUGUGUCUGGUGUGUAUAAAGCAAGAUUGCCCUAUGACUUGGGUGACAGCCAUCGUCCACAGAAUCAGCUCUAUCCUGGACAGCUCAAAAGACAAGCAGAUGUUCAUGUCAUGCAUCAUUGACACCUUCAGAGAGGUUAUAAUUGAUCUACAUGAAUUCUCUGUUGAUGCAGAUGAAGACAGAGACAUAGAUUUCCAGUAUGUUCUAGAUGCACAGUCAGAAUUCCUCAAAGAAAUGCUCUCUCUAUCAACAGGGAAACCUACCUGAGAACAAUGACAUCAUUCAGCCUUAAUAAACCUGAAUUUGCUCAUAAACUUGUCACGGGACAAACAGGGACACAAGCCAUAGUAUCUGCAGACAUGCAGCAAAGCGUAGAUGUAUGAUUGACAAUAACAGGCAGGUCUCAACGUUGGCCUGUUACUAUACUUUGAAAACUGCAAUAUCGAACAAAUGAAUUUGUGGGGACUGUUGUAAUGGUGCAAUGUUUAACUUAUCAAAGAUUCCCAUCACCGAAUUUUUGAAUUUGUGGAUCAAUGCAAGUGACAUUGAGUGAUUAACAGUUAUUCUAUAUGUGUCCUGCUGGAAUAUCUUUGCAUAAAGAGAAAUCCAUCAAGUAAUAUAAGUUUGAGAUGUAUCUACACUGCCACAUACAUGUAAUAUGUGUGUCCACACUUCCAGAUGUGUCCACACUACCACAUACAUGUAAUAU
Molecule: messenger RNA, 2018 nt
Organism: Owenia fusiformis
Lineage: Eukaryota; Metazoa; Annelida; Polychaeta; Sabellida; Oweniidae
Source: the annotation of a GenBank genome assembly